This is a messenger RNA of Colletotrichum phormii, 1722 nucleotides long. Its product is annotated as fungal-specific transcription factor. The transcript has 3 exons. The coding region runs from base 1 to 1722 and encodes 573 amino acids. Gene Ontology annotation, molecular function: zinc ion binding; DNA binding. Gene Ontology annotation, biological process: DNA-templated transcription. The record is from RefSeq and is a predicted model, not a curated record. NCBI's taxonomy places the organism in Eukaryota, Fungi, Ascomycota, Sordariomycetes, Glomerellales, Glomerellaceae.
AUGGGAUCGAAGCCGGUUUAUUCAGUCGAUGAUACGCCAACUGUCCUGACCGAUUCAGAAUCACCAUCGGACACAACAGCUAGCCAUGGCAAGAACCAUGACGAUCAGAGACCCAAAGUGCAGUCGCCAGGAUGGCUUGUGCAAACUAAAAACGGGGUCGAGUUCCGUGACAGCAAGACGGCUUCUGCGGCUCGUGAGGAUGAACAGACUAUUCGUGCCCUUUUCGAGGUGGAGAGCGAGCAAUCGACAUGGCUUCCUGCUCUCGCUUUCCUCAAUCAGCACCAUGACUACAUGGGCAUAUAUCCCGCCUCAGGACUCUCCUAUAAUUGUGUCCCUUCUUCACCCAACAUCAUCAUCUUGUGGAGGGUGUUCUUGGACAGAGUCAACCCUGUCACCAGGAUCCUUCACAUUCCGACGUUCCAGGCCAACAUUGCAGAGGCGGUAUCCAACUUCCACGCCAUCUCGCCCAUUACGCAAGGUCUCUUGUUCUCCAUUUUCCUCGCAGCAUCUGGCACUCUUUCGCAGAAAGAGCACUGGGACAUGCUUCACUGGUCCAAGAAGGAUGCUUCGACGGGUCUGUCUAGGGGCUUCAAGACUGCCAUGGCACGAUACAAUUAUCUGAAACGUUUCAACGAAGAUACAAUAAGGAGUCUAAUAUUUUAUUCAUUACACCAACGAUCUUUGAGGGACCCGGUAGAUCCAUGGAUUCUCAACGGCAUCGUCGUGAACAUAGCUCACCGUCUCGGUCUCCACAUCGACGGCACACGCCUUGGCUUGUCACCCUUCCAAUCAGAAAUGAGACGACGCCUCUGGUGGCAAACCGUUCUUAUAGAAGCCAAAACGAGUGCCGCCUCAAGCAUCAGCGCCCGAGUCCUACCAUCCAGCCGGGACACGCGCAUCCCACUCAACGUCAACGACGAAGACCUCCAUACAUCCAUGAAAGAAGCACCCAUCGCUCGAGAUGGACCAUCAGAGAUGUCCUACUGCGUGGUUACAUACGAAGCGGAAUCACUCGCCAUGGAAAUGCGAAUCCCGUCCGUCGACGACGUACUCUGGGGCCAGGCAUCCCCAGGUCCGGCUUCAGCAUUAGCAUACGCGGCUAUGCCUCCGCCGCACCCCUUUGACUCACCCUUCGUCACCGCAAUACAAGACGCGCUGCAAAAGUUCGACCGGACACUGGGGCCCCUCGAGCGCCGUCUCCUCUCCGACUCAGCCGUGAACCCCCUCCACGCAAUGGCGCUCUACUCCCGCACCUCACUCGCCGCCAUCGUCGACAAGGUCAUCACGCCCCUGGAAGCAGCACCAGAAUGGGGCACGGAGAUGCAUGGACCGGAAGACAAGUUCUUCAGCAUCGGCCUGAUUGCGCUGGAGAUCACGCUCCAGCAGCGGCGGGUCGCGGAGCACCAGUUUGCGUGGCUCGUCGACCUCGACUUCAAGAUUCAGACGUUCUACUACCUGGGCGCGCAGCUUCAGAACCGGGUGUCAGGGUCCAUGGCGGACAGGACGUGGACCGUGAUUGAGAAGAUGUAUGCGUGUCGCGAGGACUUGUGGGAGCUCAAGGACGAAGAGAAUAUGACACUGGCGAACCUCCUGAUUGUGGCUUGGUGUCGGCGCGCCGAGCAUUUUCUGGGGAAUCAGGUUCUGCUGCUGGAGCCUCCCUUUGUGACGCGCCUGCGAGACGAGAUUAUGAUGAUCAAGGCUGAGGCGUUGAGCCUGUUCUAA